Molecule: messenger RNA, 1228 nt
Organism: Xenopus tropicalis (tropical clawed frog)
Lineage: Eukaryota; Metazoa; Chordata; Amphibia; Anura; Pipidae
Gene: btla
Product: B and T lymphocyte associated
Exons: 6
Coding region: 353-892 (179 amino acids)
Biological process (GO): immune response-regulating cell surface receptor signaling pathway
Cellular component (GO): plasma membrane
Molecular function (GO): signaling receptor activity
Source: RefSeq, a predicted model, not a curated record
CUGGAGCCGCUCUGUUCUGUAUAUACUUCGAUACAAAGGCCACUAGAACCCUAUACACAGUGCUGGGAAAGUAAGGGGCCUGAGAGAGUGUUCAUGAGAGGUCGGGGGAACUUCCUGAACUCAUUAAAUGUCGGCUGUGUGAGAGCGCAGGGCAGGUGUAAAUGUGAGUAGGGGAUCAGAGUGCAGCCCACAAAUACACACUGAGAGGAAUACAAAGUAUAAUGAAUCUGUGGGAGAAUCGCUUGCCAUACAAUGUCCGGUCAGUUUCUGCUCCAAAGAACUCCCAGUUGUGAGUUGGUGCAAGUUUGUAGGGGAAACCUGUGAGUCUCUCAGCGCGGGGCCGGGGCGGCUCAUGGAAUGGACGGGCCGGAAGGAAAAUACGGCCGUUUACUUACUAACGUUUGUAGGGGCCCAACUGAAUGACACUGGGUAUUAUCGCUGCACUUUAACCACCCAGUCAGUGAACACUGUGGGCCGUACAGUGAUGGUCAAAAUCACUGGCCAUAAGGAAAGGACGACUGCCCAGCUGCCCAGUACAACCCAUACAAGGGGCGGCUGCUCCGGAGUUGAAGGCAGCACCAGGCUCGGCUACUGGGUGAUAUUGCUGAGAAUCCUCAUAGUAAUUGGGGCCAGCUCACUGCUGUUUUAUUGCCUGGGUACAAUAACCGCAAACAGAAGAUUUUCAAAGACUCUGCGAAGGGAAAACGUUACAGGUAUCAAUGCCUCCAAAACGCCACCAAUAAGUGCUGUAGAGCCUCCGUUGGACAUUGGAUCUCUGCACACUCCGGGCCCGGCCUCAGCCAAUGAAAUCACCUAUAAUAACAUUACGGCGGAGGAAACAUGCAGCUCUGUGGAAGAUUCCAACGACAAAGAACAAAACCAAACUGCAUAGAAUACAUUUUUGUAGCUAGAAAAAUAAAUGUUUAUAUGACUUAUGGAUAAAGGACCCAUUUAGCUUCUUUUGUAUCUGUACUUACAAAAUAAAAGUAAAUAAAUAAAUGAAUAAAAAUCAGUUCCAUGAUAAACAAUUAGAACUCAAGAGAUAAAUUAAGAUACACAGGUGGAAUAAGGACUCUGCCCCAGUGAGCUUACACUCUAAGUAGGUAGGUAACUUACAGACACAUAGGGGGGUCAGGACACUGGCCCACCAAUGCCAGGACAGAAUUAAAUGCUGUUGCAGUCAGACAGUUUGCAAUUGGUCUUCAUUUUUUAUGGGUUUUUUUAUUUU